GCCAGCAGCUGGCCAACAGCAGCAUCCAGUCAAAACUUUGGAAUCGUAGCGAUUCUACAAAUAAUUCUGCUUUAGUUUUAUAUAAUUUAAUUCGAAUUCAAAUUUUGUCUGUAUUAUUUUGCAUUUGGGUUUUGAAGUGGUCUAGUGCAAGUGCUGUGAAUUGUCAUCGUAGCUGUGCUUUGGCGGUAUUUUGUGAUUAAUUUUGCUGUUGACUGAGAAGGAACGCUCAAGAUGAAAUUAUUUAUCUGUUUCGCCGCUCUGCUGGUGGCCACCGCCUAUGCUGGCGACACCACUGCCAAGAAGGCCACCGUUGAGGCCGCAGCUAGCUCGGUUUCGGGCAAGAAAGUGCCACUCGAGAAGAAGCUCGACAAGCGCGGUCUGCUUGAGCUUGGCUACGGCUAUGGCCACUCCGGACUCGAUCUCGGCUAUAUCGGCCAUGGUAGCGUCGAUUACGGACAUGGUUAUGGCAUUGCGACUGGUCACUCUGCUCCCGCCGUCUCUUAUGGACACACCGGUUAUGCGUCGGCUGGUGUUGCUCACCAUCCAUUCCUCAUUAGCAAAACCGCCGAUGUACACAAGACCAUCACCGUCACCAAGGGCAUUCCGGUGCCAGUGACCGUCGACCGUCCUUAUCCAGUUGUGCAUGAGAAACAUGUGCCCGUUGAGGUGAAAGUACCUGUGCCACAGCCCUACGAAGUGAUACGCAAAGUACCGGUUUCAGUCAAGGAGUACGUCAAGGUGCCCAUCCAUGUGCCACAACCCUACACCGUCGAGAAGCGUGUCGAAGUUAAAGUACCUGUGCCAGUAGAUCGCCCCUACCCAGUCAAGGUGCCCGUGCCACAACCCUACGAAGUGAUCAAGCAUGUGCAAGUGCCCGUCAAAGUACCUGUACCACAACCCUACGAAGUGAUCAAGCAUGUCCAAGUGCCCGUUAAGGUUCAAGUGCCAGUGCCACAGCCCUACGAAGUCAUCAAACACGUUCAAGUACCCGUACAUGUGCCAGUCGAUCGUCCAGUACCAGUUGCAGUACCCCGACCAUACCCAGUGCCCGUCGAGAAACCCUACCCAGUUGUAGUGGAGAAACAAGUCAAGGUUGAGGUGCCAGUGCGCGUCGACAGACCCUACCCCGUGCCUGUAGAUCGUCCCUACACCGUCAAAGUACCUGUCGACGUACCACAACCCUACACCGUCGAAAAGCAUGUACCCUACACUGUUGACCGUCCAGUGCCAGUGCCCGUCAAGGUGGCCAUCGACCGUCCCUACCCAGUGCACGUGACACGCCCAGUGCCAGUGCAUGUUCAGAAACCCGUUGCCGUACCCGUACCCGUGCCAGUCGUUGCCGGACACACGGUGGUCGAACAUGGACCCGCCAUUGCUAUCAGCGGCGGCAGUGGUUAUGGUGGAUAUGAUGGCGGCUAUGGUGGACACGGCUUCUCAUCCAGCGGCGGCUACGGCUACUCGUCCAUUAGCCACGGUCAUGGUUACGCACAUAAAAAGAAGUAAGCGAUCCUGCGGAGCUUCAGCGAGCGGCUACUUCUACGAUUACUGUGUAUAUGAUUUCAGCAUUGAAGGCGGAAUUAAUUGAAUGAAUUUUAGUUAUAAUUAUGAAAUUAUGUGGAGAAGGAAGUCGCUAGCAAUACGACUUCGGAAAAUUUAGUAAGAAAGCAGAAGAACAUUACGAACAAAACGAGUAGUAAAACGAAAAGCAAGCAAUCAACUGCCACGAAUAAUUCACUGGAUUUCAAGUAACUGUAAUGAUGAACAACAACUACAAGCAUAAAUACACAAACGCGAAGACAUUCACGAUGUGGCCGAGAGAAAUACCGAAACGAAGGAUUCGAGUUGACAUUAACUUAACUAGCGCAAUAUGAAUAGAACACACACGGUCACUCAAAAUAAAAAUACUCAUCCUCCCCCACAAGAGCACUUCACCUCGGCCACUGAAAAUCUCGCAUUGCUAACAAUGUAUAUGUAAACCCUUAGCCACUUAGUUUUAAGUAUUUACAACUUUUGUAAAUUAUUUAAAAAAGCAAAGAGAACUGCUUGUCUAGGACAACACAUAACUGGCUGCUUAUAUUGACAGAAACCGAUUUGAAAUGAUAUAAACGGUACAGUUGUGUCGACGGUUGUCAGUAGACACAUCCAAAAUUGAAACCCACUUGAAAAAGAAUGCGUUCAUUGCAGCGCCUACAACGAGGCACUGCACUCAACAGCAUUUUGUUCAAAAUUUGCCAAUUAGCCUUUAGCGCUAUCAUUAU
Zeugodacus cucurbitae (melon fly) is the source of this 2258-nucleotide messenger RNA. It is a transcript of the gene Vajk3, whose product is annotated as BCL-6 corepressor-like protein 1. The record is from RefSeq and is a predicted model, not a curated record. Bases 232 to 1503 code for a protein of 423 amino acids. The transcript is spliced from 3 exons. NCBI's taxonomy places the organism in Eukaryota, Metazoa, Arthropoda, Insecta, Diptera, Tephritidae.